Messenger RNA from Cyclospora cayetanensis, 1722 nucleotides. RefSeq lists its product as uncharacterized. The transcript has 3 exons. Gene Ontology annotation, biological process: receptor-mediated endocytosis. The coding region runs from base 1 to 1722 and encodes 573 amino acids. The record is from RefSeq and is a predicted model, not a curated record. Gene Ontology annotation, molecular function: cargo adaptor activity. NCBI's taxonomy places the organism in Eukaryota, Apicomplexa, Conoidasida, Eucoccidiorida, Eimeriidae.
AUGAAGACAGACUUGACGAGCUUCGCGGUGGAAGUCUGCAGCUGCACCUCUCUAGGUGCCGAGCGGGCAGCCAUUAGCGACAAAAUGCAGCACACGCGGUUGGUGUUGCAUCUCAAUAGGCCGCCUCACAAGAAGGCCAAAUACCUAUGGCGCAUGGUGUAUGCUCACUGCAUGGGCUACACUCUGGAUUUUGGACAGACGGCUGCCCUAGUGUUGCUGCAGAGCUGCACCAAGCCUUCCGUUCGACUAAUAGCAUACAUAUCGCUAUCGUAUCUUGCUUUGGACGCAGCAGACCAGCCAGUGCAGCCUGCCUUUCCGCAGCGGCCCCCCCCCCCCCCUCAGCAGCGCUCGUUAGCUCCCCUCGAUACAGCACUCGCCAUGGAUGAAGGGGCUCAAGCGUCGCAGGAUCUGCAGCGUCGGCACGUCCCCACUGAGCAGGAGCUGCAACCGGGCUGGUGGAUGCAGCUUAGGAAUGCUUUGAAAGCUGACUUGCGCUCUGGCAUGCCAGUGCUGCAGUGCCUUGCCCUGCAGCAUGUCGGCGUCGCAUGCCUCUCCAGAUCGCCGCGCGGCGCAGAAGCCGCAGCCACAACGGCCGAUGAACUGUUGCCUCUCGUGAACGGCCUUGCGAAUCCUGCUGGAAGAUCCCCCCCGUGCUGUAGGCAGAGGGCAUAUGCGGCGCUGCUGUGUCUGUACAAAGCCUCGCCGCGGCAGCAGAAAGAGCAUCAGCAGCAGGAGGGUGUCUGGAUCUACAGGCUCACGCAGUGCCUCAUGAUCGAGCAAGACAGCGAUGCGCUGCUAGGCCUCUCUCAUCUUCUUAUGGAGCUGCUGCUGCGCAAGCGCUGUGCUCGCAGUGACAGGAGCACACACGGGAAGAAGCAGUCGGUGCACUCUCCCCGAGCCAUUGAUGACGCAACAGGCGGAUGGGAAGCUGUCAGGUCUUCUGUGCUGCACUGUCUCUCGAGGCUGCUAUGGGGGGGGGGCAGCCGCCAGCAGCAACAGCAGCAAGAGCAGCAGCAGCACAGCCACAACGAGCUGCCUCAAGAGCAACAGGAGAUUCAGGCACCCUUCCUUGUGCUGCGUCUCAUGCAGCUUCUGCAGCUCCUGCCAGCCCCUACAGCGGCUGCAGAGAUUCAAACAGCCAACCAAACGCUGAGGCUUUGCUUCGAUCGGAUCGCUCAGGCUGGAACGCUAAAUCGCCCUUCAACCGCAGGUCGCCGUCGCUGGCCUUUCAGCAGGAGCUUUGGCGGAAAUUCAGGCUCGGCAGCAGCCUCAGUGUCUUCAUCAGCAACAGCAACAAUGCGGCUGCAGCAACGAGGCAGCCUCUGGACGCGCGCAGUGGCGCGAUCUCGGACUGCAGCAGCGUCUCUGAGGCGUUCCGCCUCGGUGUCUAGAGCAGCCGCAGGAUCGGCAGAUCAGCAGCAAGAACUGCACCAGCAAGGCUUCGAUGUGCCGCUACUGCAUGCGGCCAUGCUCAUAGAAGUAGCGAAGGCUGCGCUGAGUCUGGGGCAAGCAAUAGCCCCUGAUGUAGUUGAACGCGCUAUAGACAUAAUCUCGAUUCUCGUCGCAGAUCCUCGUGCAGAUGUCCGACUGACAGCGGCGGAAGGCAUUUUGUCGCUUCUUCACGACCGCAGCAAAAUCUCUCGUUUCGCCUUUCUGUUGCCAGCUGCUCUCGAACUGGCUGCAGAGCCAACGGACUUAGUUCUGCAGCAGGCUGUACGCUGA